CAGAAAGAACAGUAAAAAUGCAGGCAGGGCGCCGGACAAAGCAGUAGGGACAAAAUUGUAUUGAGUAAAUGUCACUUUUUGUCAUUUUCACAUUUCCCGCCAGUUCUGUCCCCCGUACGUUCCGACAUCGCAGGGGACGGAACCCAGAAGACGGAUGCCGGCAUCAGCCGGAGGACAUUGCCGGGGACGCUGCAGGAGGGACAUCGCAGGAGCGCAGGACAAGGUAAGUGAAGAAGAGAUCCCGGAGCAGCUCCGUAUGGUAAGCCCGAGUGUAGCUCGGGGUUACCAUUUGUGGU
This is a messenger RNA of Staurois parvus, 296 nucleotides long. The record is from the annotation of a GenBank genome assembly. Lineage: Eukaryota; Metazoa; Chordata; Amphibia; Anura; Ranidae.